Messenger RNA from Canis lupus familiaris (dog), 7402 nucleotides. RefSeq names its product EF-hand calcium binding domain 8 (gene EFCAB8). The record is from RefSeq and is a predicted model, not a curated record. NCBI's taxonomy places the organism in Eukaryota, Metazoa, Chordata, Mammalia, Carnivora, Canidae. The transcript has 27 exons. Gene Ontology annotation, molecular function: calcium ion binding; protein binding. The coding region runs from base 1893 to 5786 and encodes 1297 amino acids.
AGCAGGCUCCAUGCACUGGGAGCCCGACGUGGGAUUCGAUCCCGGGUCUCCAGGAUCGCGCCCUGGGCCAAAGGCAGGCACCAAACCGCUGCGCCACCCAGGGAUCCCAGUUUUAAUGUUUUAAAACCCACAAUGGUAGAACUAGAGAGGACACUGUUGACUUCGCUGCUGAGUGGAAUGGAGGUGCCAUCCCUGGAGCAGUUUUCUUGAUCCGUCAUUGCAGCCCUGGCUCCUUCUGGCAGCAUCCCUGGCAUCUCUUGCUGUUAGGGACCAGAAACUCCUUAGGAUUGACAGGGCAUGCUGAACUAGUCUCAGGUAGGAGGACUUGAGCUUUUUUCCAUGUAUUUGUACAGAGGUUGGUCUAAGAUUUUACUUUAAUUUUUAUUUUUUUUUUAGAUUUUAUUAGAGCACCCAUGAGCUCGUGCAAGCAUGAGCAGAGUGGGGAGGGGCAGAGGGAGAGGGAGGACCAGACUCCCUGCUGAGCGGGGAGCUCCACUUGGGGGCUGGAUCCCAGGGUCCUGGGAUCAUGACCUGAACCGAAGGCAGAUGCUUCACUGAAUGAGUCACCCAGGCACACCCCUAGGAUAUUUUACUUCGGAACAUCUCUCCCACUUGUUUUUAGUUUUUUGGGUUUGUUUUGUUUUGUCUUGGUUGAGUAGAUGGUUAUAUUUUCACUUUUUUUAGGUGGGAGUUUUCUGAAUCUUCUUUACCAAAAGAGUGGAUUGCAUCUUAAUAUUUCCCUCUUUUUCUCAUGUUUCUUCCUGGGGAAGGAGAAAUAUAUUUAUUAUGACAGAAUUUAGCAUUUUUUUAGGCCCAUAUCGGAAAACUGACAAGUGUAGGAACUGCUAUAUGUAGAAAUGGUAACAUUGGUUUGGAAAAUGAAAGCCAAAAAAUGAGUGGGAAACAGAUGAGGGGUCAUUAGCCUUGUUUUCUUUUUCAGUAAAUCCUUCUAGUAUUAAUACCUAGUUUAAAAAAUACCUAGUUUAAUAAAACUGAUUUUAAAGAUCUGCACCUUUUAUGACAUUUCAUUGAACCACUUUUAUGACAUUUUAUGACAUUUCAUUGAACCACUUUUUGUUGUGGCAAAAGUGUGUCUCCAUUACUGAUGAAAUGGGAGCAGACUUUUUUGUAUGUUGUCUUUGUGGUACAGAUCUGGGGAGAAUGUUUGGUGGUAACAUUUUAGUAACCUCUAGGUCAUGAAAUAUGAUUUAGUUUGGGUAUCUUUAAAGCUGGAAUCUAUAUCCCUGGUUGAAAUCUUCCUAAGAGAUUUACCUUUGACCAGGUCAGCCUGUUGUGUUGUGCCAUAGACCAAGAUGAACAGUGCUGCAUCUAGUCCAGGCCUUUCUGAGGUUAGAUUGAAGGACCCCCAUCCACAAUGCUCUUAGAGCCUUUCUCUUUUCACAGAAUUGGAGUUUACAUGGAGGACAGGGUAGAGAGCUGCUGUGCUUUCCUAUUUCCCAACUGUCGGGGCCAGUUGGCCUUUUGUUUUUUUUUUGUUGGUGCUGACACCCUUUUUUGGUUUUGGUGAAUCCUGCUUUUUCAUAAAGCUCCCUGGCAUUUUCUACAGUUUGUGUGAGAGAUGGGCACUGUGCUAUAUAUGUCUUAUGGGCCAUUUUGUACUCAUACGUGUCCUGGCUGUGUGUGCUGUAGCUCCUGUCAUCGCUGUAAGUUCAACUUUGUCAAUAAAGAGAAUGUCUCAAAUUGGAUGAAAGAUGGCUGUGUGGUAUGGUUUGUGGGAUGGAUUCUGAUGUUCUGUUUUGUGUUCUGCACAUGGAAUUAUAUCUCAUUUUCCUCAUUCUAAACUUGGCCAACUGACUAGUCAGGUGGAAGCCCUUGGAGUUCCACAGUGACUUCAUAGAGGAGCUAGUUUGGACUCAGGGACACCUGUCAAGAUGUCUCAGUUGAGAUGGAAGUCGAAAACCAAUAUAUUUCUGUCAAAAAUAGCCAGCAAGGUUACUUGGGAAGAACAACUUGGGUCAGGGUCAAAACCAUCAUCUUCUGAGGACUUAAGAGAGAGCCCUCAGUCUCAAGAGGCAUCCACCCCAGGUGGAUUCCAGAAGAAUGAGGAGGUUCUUAGCUCCCCAGCAUCAACUGUCACUCUUAGCCAUCAUGAGUCUCAACUGUUUACCCAGCUACACAUGGUCAAGAUGGAGAAAAUGUUUGAGGAUGAUGUUGACUCGACUGGAGCCCUGGACAUGAAGACUUUCAUUAAGGCCAUAAAGAAGAUUCUGAGCAAUGCGUCAGAUGAGAUGCUAGAGGCGCUGUUUUUGAAGGUGGACACAGACUGUAAUGGCUCCAUUACCUGGCAGGAGUACGUGGAUUACGUGAUGCGGGAGUUACAGAGAAGGGAGAGGAUGAGAACAAGCCAGUACCGCCUGCACUUCCACCUUCCCAUGAGGAUCAUUCCCCUGAACCAUGGAUGCGAGAUUGUGAAGGUGCAGUUCUUAACUCAGCGGUUCAAGAAGAUGGGGCACCUUCUGACUGUCACCAAGGACGGGAUCUUGCAGAUCUGGUCUGAAUCCUUCUCGCUGCUUAACUCCUUUAGGCUUAACCAGAUCCAUCAGCCCUAUAACCAGCAGAUGUGGGUCACUGAUAUGGUGUGUCUCCAUAACAUGAACCUGAUUGCGAUUGCAUCAACUGACCAGAAAAUAGAGUUCUUUGAUAUUACCAACCAUAAUUGUGCCCGGGCCUUCACCUUCAUUGAUCUGGACAGCUGUGUCCUGACCAUGGACUAUUGGUCCGACUAUCACAGAGGUGUAUUCUGCUACGGGGACACCAAAGGCAAUGUCAUUGUCUUCACCUCUGACAAUGUGACCCACGGGCUGUUCAACCCUCGAAUCCUUCCCAGGACCUCCAAAUGGGAUCACUGGACCAAAGUUUCUACACGGAAGCUUCUAAAUGAGAAGUCUCCUUUGUACAGGAGUUAUUGGCUAAAGGCUCUCCAUCCCAACUGGUGCCAACAGGUCAAGUUCAUUCCUCAGCUGAACACAGUGGCCUCCUGUUCGGCCAUUGAGAAGUCCUCUCUGGUGCUAAUAGCAUUGCCAUCUAAAGCCCCAGAGAGCCCCAAGUUUUCAGUGCUGAACUUAAGAAAAGGGAUUCUUUGCUUCGAUUACUGCCCAGACAAGAACUUAGUGGUGACUGGUGGCUAUGACCCCCUCAUCCGCCUGUGGAACCCCUUCUUCUCAAAAAAGCCUGUGUGGAUGAUGAAGGGGCAUCAGACUUCCGUGACGCACAUCCUCGUGAACAGCAAGAACAGCAGCAUCCUCCUCAGCAUCUCCAAGGACAAGAAUAUCCGUGUGUGGGACAUGCAGGACUACAUAUGCCUCCAGUCCUUUUCCGGGAAGCUUUUUGCCCUGGGAAACUGCCCCAUCACCAGUGUCUACUUCCACAAGAAUGAAGACAGUCUCAUCUGUAGCACCUUUUCAAUUGGGAUCCUAAAAGGGUACUUGGAGACUGAGGGGCCUGGGAAACCAAGGGAGAGGACCACAACUUAUAGCACACCCCUGUGCGCUGUUCUCUACAGCAAGAUUUUUAAGCAGGUGGUAAGCGGCUGCCUGAGCAGCUUGGUGAGUGUGUGGGAGAUCAAGACAGGCAAGAGGAUGAUGGAGUUCUCUGUGACUGGCGACCAGCAAGUGGAGCUGACCACCAUGUGCCUGGAUGAAUCCGAGCGGUGCCUGCUCACGGGUUUGCGCGACGGCACCAUAAAGAUGUGGAACUACACUGUGGGUGAAUGCCUGCUGACCUUCCCCAACCCGGACCAGCUGGAGAUUAGCGGGAUUGUCCAUAUGAACAAAGUGUUCUACGUGACUGGAUGGAGUAAGAGAAUCACCUGUUUCAUGCUCCAUAAGACCAAGCCAGUCCUCCUGUGCUACCAAUGGCAGAGCUUCCACAAGGAAGAUGUUCUGAGCAUGGCCAAGUACCAAAACCAGUUCCUUGGGACCUCUUCCUACAAUGGAGAUAUUCUCUUCUGGAACAUCAACCUGUUCAAGCCCAUCCUCAAUUUCAAUGCUUCUAAGAGCCCCUGGCCUUUGCUGCCCAAGAAGAUCCAAGAAGUGGACAACUCCCUGGCUGAGAGCCUCCAGUCCAGCAAGCUUUGUGUGAAACAUAAGGAGUGGGCGUACAAACCAUCAACGCAGCCCCUGGGCCCCAGAGCCAGGGCUGUAGCCAAUGCCAACCUGCAACGGAACCUGAUGUCAGCUCCCCCAGUGAUGAAGCGCCCCAGAGACAAGGAGCCAGAAAAGCCCAUGCCCCCGCAGGUGGGAGCGGAGGUGAGGCAGAAACAUGUCAGUUCACAAAGCCCCAAGCUGUUAAGAAUGCCCCAUGGCAAACAGUCCAUCAUCAGAGACGCUCAAAGGAAAAGAGGGGAAUUCCAGAAGAAGAUACUACUGCAAUCCAACACAUCGGUGGAGAAGAUAAUCUUCCUGCAGACCAGGCCUCGCCUGCCACACAUAGCUGCCCUGCUGAGCAGCUGCAUCGAUGGCUACAUCUAUGCCUGGUCCAUCCACGGGAGCGGAGGCCUGUUGGGGAAGUUCCCUGUGGACUUCAAAAACCAGGGGGAUGUGGGUGUGGGUGCCAUGGCCACGGAUGAGAAAGACUUGAUCCUUGUCACAGGAGAUUGUAAAGGGCACAUCAAGAUUUGGGACAUCGAGGAUUAUUGCAUGUUCACCGACAAGACACCACUUCAACCCAGAGGGACAAACAAGUUCCAAUUCUUAAUUCCUGAGCAGGUCCAGAUCAACCUGCCACACUACAUCCCCUUGAAGGAGAAGGAGGUCAUGGCUGGCCAGACCAUUUCCCUGGUUCCCCCCAAGCUUCUGAAUGCCUGGAAGGGCCAUUUGGAUAGUGUGGCAGACAUCCUGUAUGUGGAUAGCUUCCAGCUGAUUAUCAGUGCUGGCCACGAUUGUGACGUCAAGGCUUGGAAACUCUCCGGUGACACCAUUGGGACGUUUGGCGUGAGUGUUUGGAAAGGGUUGCAGGAUAUUCAGACGGUUGGUGAUCUUGCACUAAGAAAAAGCUCAGAGGAGGAGGCUGACUCUAUAGAUGCUGCCCAGAAGGCCUUCCGUCCAGAGCUGCAGGAGGAGCGGGCUCUUGCCGAGGCCCUGGUGUACCAGCGGCGGGAGCAGGUGGCACUCAUGGCUCUCCUGAAUGGGAAGGCAGACGCGGAGGCUGAGGCUUGGGGUAAGCUGCAGAGGAUAACCCAGAUGUCCCCAUGGGCUGGAGAGCACUACUCAGAAGACGUUGAGCACAGCUGGCUCGAGUGGGAGUCCAAGGGCAAGCAGGUGAGCAAAAUCGUGGGAGGAGCAUACAAGGCCAAGGACCGGUCUCGGAGUCCCGGAGUCCUGUCCACUAAUGUGCAGUAUGGCUGGAUGAAGCACCAGAUUUCACCUCAGAUCUACCAAAGCCUGCACUUCAACCAGCUGUCACCCACCCACACACCUGACUUCCUGGUGCACAAUAUCCUAGGGCAUCACGGCCAGCACAUCUACCUGGUGACCCACAAUAGCCAAAAGGACCUGGAUCCCGAAGAGACCAACUCGUCUACUGCCUCUGUCUCCCCCAGCGACACCCUCACCCCGAAAGCCUCAGGCUCCGGGUUCCUGGAGUCCGCCUUGUCCACCUCCCCGUACCUCCAGCCCUCCCUCUCCCUCCUGUCCCAGCCAUCCAGGUAUGUCACGCAGAGGUCGGCGCCCCCCAUGCCUGUUGCCUCAUCUAUCAAACUGCUCUCAAGACCUCUGAAGGCCGCCCUUUCAUCCUCCAUGAAGAAGAGCCACGGCGUCAGGUUCUGAGGUGGCCUGGCCUCUCUCCAGUCCUGCAGCACAACGCCCAGGCCCACGGGGGUCCUGUCUGUCCCUGGCUUAUUACAAAUGCUGCCAGACCCACAGGCUAUAGCCUUUCUCCUUUGGACCUCCUUCUUCACCGGAGCCCCAGAGAAGAAAAUAAAUAUUUGCUGAUAUCUGAGUCCCAUAGGCCAGGAGGUUGGGUUUUGUGUCCCUUGCCCCCUUAGAUACCAGGCUGUGUCUGAGAUUGAGCCAUGUUCCCCUCAAUGGGGCCCCGGCUGGAUGCAGGGGAGAGUCCCCUCCCCCAGGACACCUGGUGCAGCUGUCUGGCAGUGAAGCACAGGCCCAGGGCCUCGAAGGUUCCUUGGUGAUGUGGAUGUGGCUGGUGGGUGGUGCUGCUGGGAUGAGCUGUUUGCUUCUGAAACUUGGUUCAGCCUCAUGGCUGGAGUGAGGCCCAGCAGCCAUCUGAGCUGGUAGCGGCUGUAUGUCUCCUGCCCUGCUGCGUGCCUGUCCUCCUCUGCCAUCAGGCACUCAAUAGAGGAAAUCCAGAAUUUACAGACUGUUCUGUCCCUCAUGCAAGGGAGGCUCAGAACCAUGGUGGAGGGCACUUCGGCCUGGCCCUGCCACUGGCACUCUGGACCUGGGUUCUCCAGAGCCAAAGCCUCUUGAUCCUUCCACUAUGUGCUGCUCUGGGCAAUGUCUUGGGUGUAGAACUCAGGGUGGCGAGGGCAGUGGUAAAAGCAGUGGCCCAGAGGUGGAGAGAGAGGGGUGGGGAUGGGAUGUUACAAUUACCAGGGCUCAGGGGAUUUUCUUAAAGGCCUCUGUGGAGCCCUUGCCUGGAGGGAGAUUCAGGUCCCCUUUAGGAUCUGAGAUUCUGCAUUCGGGGCCAUCUGGCUGGACACUGGGGGUCAGGACAGGUCAACCUCGGGAAGCUUCCUUCUGACUCUGUGUGAGGCCUCCCUUCCCCUCGAGGACCUGGCCCCGUUACAGCAACAUUUUCCUGCCUCUGCCCACACAUUUUGGUUUAGGCGCAUGGUAGGUACCCAAGAAAGUCUGAGUCCUACCUCCUACUCCAGCAGCAGCUAACCAUGGGGAUCUGUCUCUGCCGAGGGAGCCUGCGGGCGGCCCCUCUGACUGGCAGGCACCCCUGGCGCAGAAUCCCAGGCCCAGAAGGCACCGCCACGGUGAUGUGAGCCACCCUUUGUCUCUCCUACUGCUCACACUGGCCCCUCCUGGUCAGAGCCCUAGAUGGGGUAUGGGACUGAUUAUCCUGGAGCAUCAAGGUCAGAAGGAGCUUAGAACCCAGCUGAGGAACUGGAGGUCAGUGUCACAUAGAGUUGGUGAGUGGGUAAGCUGGGUUGGUGGCCUGGGGUCCUGUCUCCUGGUCACUUGUGCUUGCCUGAGCCCCACAGCAUCCCCCUCCUCUCCCCAGGCCCAGGCGCCGCCGGCACAACCACCCCAGUCUCUUCUCUGCCUGCUAUCUGCCUUCUGCAUCAAUGGCCUUAAAAAAAAAACAAAACUUAUAUUUAGCUCUCUUCUGAUUCUAAAAGUAGCACAGGCCGAGUACAGAAAAAUCAAAAAAAUACCGAAAAGCAUAAAAGCCAAUAAAAACCAUCUGGAUUCCA